AUGUAUUGCAGGCAAGAGAGCAUUCUUAUCGAGCGCGAACUUACAAAUGUCCCUUUGUCGUUCCUUUGCAGUAAUGUAUUCAUCCCUCUAAGAUUUCCGUGUUCAGGCUCAGUUGUGGUGGAUGUGGGCUGUGCACCAGGGUCGUGGUGUCAAGUUGCGAACGAAUUUGUUAAUCAGCACAAAUACGACAACAAUGAUGAUGGCUACGUGCUCGGAAUUGAUCUGCAGCCCAUUUUGCCACUCAGUGGUGUUGAUCUAAUACAAUUGGCAGAUGUGAGAUCACCAAAAACUCAUCGUAUGAUAAAGGAACGUUUGAAAGACCGUUCAGUUGAUGUGGUGCUCAGUGAUAUGGCUCCGAAUCCGUCGGGCGAUAAAGCACUGGAUCAUGACCGAAUAGUAUCGCUGUGUGAAGAGCUGAUACGACUGUGUUGUGAUAGCGCGACAAACAAUGAUGACAAACCUAUAAUUCCGCUGAAGCGGGGUGGUACUUUAUUGUGUAAAAUUUGGGAUGGACAACGAAAAAGUGAAUUGAUCGAGUUGUUGAAAACAAAAUUCACCAAUGUUGCAAACAUCAAACCGAACGCAAGUCGUGAUCAUAGUGCUGAAUUGUAUUUGUUGGCCAGAAAUCGAAAAUAA
Messenger RNA from Anisakis simplex (herring worm), 636 nucleotides. Lineage: Eukaryota; Metazoa; Nematoda; Chromadorea; Rhabditida; Anisakidae. The record is from the annotation of a GenBank genome assembly.